Pantherophis guttatus is the source of this 3394-nucleotide messenger RNA. It is a transcript of the gene PHF19, whose product is annotated as PHD finger protein 19. Gene Ontology annotation, molecular function: DNA binding; chromatin binding. Gene Ontology annotation, cellular component: nucleus. The record is from RefSeq and is a predicted model, not a curated record. NCBI's taxonomy places the organism in Eukaryota, Metazoa, Chordata, Lepidosauria, Squamata, Colubridae. Gene Ontology annotation, biological process: negative regulation of gene expression, epigenetic.
GGGCUCGGCUUCAACUGAGAAGGAGGAGCCGGAGGCGGCGCGAUGGAAACCCGCCGCGCUAAUUUGCAGGAGCCCCAACCGAAAUAAUUCGCGGGAAAAGAGAGAAAGAGAGAGAGAGAGAGAGAAAGUAGCGUUGAAAAAAAAAAAAAGAAGAAGAAAGAAAGGAGGAGGGGUAAAGAUGGCGCUCCGUGGCUUCCAGGGUGCUUCCAGACAACCUCGGCCACCCCAGGGCGCACGGAGAGUUUUCUGAACUUGGAGAUGCGCUCGGGACACCCCGCUCGUUGGCGCAGAGGAGAGCCAAGAGCCCCUUAACUUCUAAGCUUUCCUCUCCUCUCGGGACGUUUCCUUCUCCCCUGGCCAUGGAGCCCGGCUGGGAGCCGACCUGGUAGGAGCCUCCUCCUUCCCCCACCCACGCACCCCAACGCAGCCUCGUCCGGAUCCUCAAAUAAUAGCCCAGGAACAUGGGGACUCCUGACCCUGGGCGCACUUAUGCAGCCCUCGGACACCUGCAACAAUCGAUGGUGGAUUGGGUGGCCAGAACUCAGGACAGUCGGCGAGAGCUGAUGGCUAAAUUGCCCGAAGGACAAUAUGUCUUAUGCCGCUGGACUGAUGGACUUUAUUAUCUUGGGAAGAUUAAGAGAGUGAGUGAAGCUAAGCAAAGUUGCCUGGUGACCUUUGAAGAUAAUUCGAAAUAUUGGGUGCUAUGGAAGGACAUCCAGCAUGCUGGUGUCCCCAGUGAACAGCCUGAAUGUAACAUCUGCUUGGAGAAGACAUCGGAACCUCUGAAUGAGAUCUUGAUCUGUGGGAAAUGUGGAGUUGGGUACCACCAACAGUGCCACAUUCCACUGGUGGAGAGCCUGGAAGACUCUUUGGGGACUCCCUGGUUUUGUCGGAGAUGUAUCUUCGUACUAGCCGUGCGGAAAGGCGGGGCCUUGAGGAAAGGAGCCAUCGCUCGGACUCUGCAGACGGUUAAAAUGGUCCUGUGUUAUAAUCCGGAAGAGCUGGAAUGGGAUUCCCUCCACAGAACGAAUCACCAGCAGUGUUACUGCUAUUGUGGUGGUCCCGGAGAGUGGUACCUGAAGAUGUUGCAGUGCCUUCAAUGCCGUCAGUGGUUUCACGAAGCUUGUAUGCAGUGCCUGAACCAUCCCAUGCUUUUUGGAGAUCGAUUUUAUAUUUUCUACUGCACGGUGUGUAAUCAGGGACCGGAGUAUCUCAAACGUUUACCUUUGAGAUGGGUCGAUGUCGUGCACCUUGCCAUCUACAACCUGGGCGUGCAAAGUAAGAAGAAAUAUUUCGACUUUGAGGAAAUCUUAGCCUUUGUCAAUCACCGCUGGGACCAUUUUCAGCUUGGCAAGUUGACUGCAACCCCUGUGGCAGAACGAGGUCCUCUCCUUCUAGAUGCAUUAAACAGUUACAAAAGCAGGUUUCUGUGCGGGAAGGAAAUCAAGAAAAAGAAAUGCAUCUUCCGCCUCCGGGUUCGAGUUCCCCCAAAUCCUCCCAGCAAGAUGCUCCCGGAUAAGUUUGCGGGACGGAGCGAGACAAAGAAAAGGGGGAAAGUCAAAUCCUCCCACAAAAGCAGUUUGCUGCCGCAUCAAUCCCAGCACGAACGGAGAAGGAAAAACCCCAAAUUUCUCUUGGAGGAUGCCAUUCCAAGUAGUGAUUUUGCCUCAGCUUGGAGCACCAACCAUCACCUGGCCUGCAUCUUUGAUUUCUCGCUGGAUGAAAUCCAGAGUCUUAAAAGUGCAAGUUCGGGCCACGGCUUCCUCUCCGAUGUAGACUCCACGGACGCUGCCAGCACGUCGGGCUCGGCCUCGACGAGUUUCUCCUUCGAGUCGAGGACAAACGUCGGAAGCCGGAAGCGCAAACUGUCCGCUAAAACCUACGCGCCGUUCGACGCCAAACCGAAAUCCUCCGAGCGUCUCCGCAGGCUCGUCCCCGGCUGCUCCUUGGAUGGCAGUGACCGUGCCAGCAGUCCGGAUCGCCCAGGGAACGCCAUCGACUGCCAGACUUUGGAGAGCUUGAGCGAAGACGAUUUAUCCCUCUCUCACCUCCAGUCAUCCAUCAGCAGCUAUUUCGGAGCCACCGGCCGGUUAAUCUGCGGAGAGAAAUAUCAAGUGUUGGCUCGGAGGAUCAGCCCAGAAGGAAAAGUGGAAUAUCUCGUGGAGUGGGAGGGCAGCACCCCCUACUGAGGCGUGUCGGGGGCCCGCCAUGUGAAGCCAUAAGAGAGAAACAGGGUGGGGAAUGCAAUCAGGGAAAAACAGUUUGCCCUGAACUGCCUUGGGGAUUAUCUGUUCCAGACUAAAUUUCCAACGGUCCCUGUUGUAAACCCUUUGGGUUGGGCUAGGAAAGAUGGAAAGCGUGGCUUAGCGAUCAGUGACUGUUUAACCUUAGCUCCGUGUGGCCGUUCGGGACAAAAGGGGGAGCGAAUUCCCCGGGGCAGCCCCAUAGAAAUUACAUCACUUGGACAAGAUUGGCACCUAUCUAACGUGGCACUUAUAUUGUCCCGUUGAUAAAGGAUAGCGAGAGAUCACACGUCGAUAGGAUCCAGGAGGGGGUUGAAUGGAUAACCCUGCUUAGCAGGUGGGAUGAGCAGAGAAUUGUAAAACAGGCUGAUUGGAUGGCUGGUGGAGGAAUGCCUAUAAGGAUAAAGCCAAAGGGUGGGGAUUUAGGGACACCUCCAAGCUCCUGGGUGCGGCCCCCCACAAUCCCUUCCUAAACUGGGUUGCAGUUUUAAUGUGACGGAAGGGGGGGAAAGAUUAGCAAAUGCACUAAAGAUGCACACACCUUGAUUCUCUUCCACUUCAUUGGAAGUGGACAUCUGGCGGGUGAGCUUUCUACCCUGUCCGUUUUGGCUCGAUGGUUUGCAAUUUAUUUUAUUUUUUUGACUGCCGUGGAUGAAAGCUGAAAAUUCAGCUAGGAUGGUCCGUUUAUGACAAAUGUCUCAACAGGAGGCGGUUCCCAGCCUAGAAAAAGCACAAAAUUGGCUGUUGCGUUUUUACCUUGCCAAGAUUCCCCUUUUUUUUCCAUUUACAAGUGCCUCUCUCUCCACAUAUAUAUAUGCUGUUAUCCCCAGAGGAAAAGAUUUGCAGAGCAAUACUGAAUCCUAAUUGUAUUUUCCUGCUCCUGUUUGCACAGUUUAACUUGAGGCCCCUGCAGACAAGAGAGGGCCUCUCAAAAUAUAUAUUCUAACCCCCCCCCCCCGAAGGAUUUAUUUGUAUUUUAAAAUAUUAUAAUAAUUAUUUUUGCCUUGGUUUGGACUGAUCUUGUAAACGCUUCUAUGCACCUUCACAAGUCAGGGCCGCUGCUUUUUUUAAUAAGUGGCCUUUUGUGUGUUCGUUCUUAUUCAAAUGGUAAUGAAUGUGUCAGAGGUACAAUUAUUAAAAAAAAAAAAAGA